This is a messenger RNA of Aspergillus ruber CBS 135680, 1300 nucleotides long. RefSeq names its product flavin reductase family protein. Gene Ontology annotation, molecular function: FMN binding. The record is from RefSeq and is a predicted model, not a curated record. The transcript has 2 exons. Bases 248 to 1156 code for a protein of 302 amino acids. Lineage: Eukaryota; Fungi; Ascomycota; Eurotiomycetes; Eurotiales; Aspergillaceae.
CACUGCAUUGUUUGGGAUGCCGUUCACUUAUUGCGGGGCACUGAGAACUGAAUAUCGGCCCGGGGAUCGGUAAGUGUAGCGGUAUUGCCACACACUUUGUUUGAGAAUUUGCAUUGAUUGGGGCGUGGAUAUUGAGCUUAGCUCACUACUUUAUGCGUGGCGAUACAUGAUCCCGCCAUGUUCGGCUGGGUGACGAUAGAGAUCCGAUAACGACUUACCUGAAUGAUUUAUUUCGCCAGCUCUCAACAUGCGUCCGCUUCCUGCGAAUAUUUUACGCAUUCUCAAAAGAUUCCCGUCUUAUAACUUACUAGCUCGUCAACCUGCAUUAUACCCCUUGUCAGUGAACAGAUUGAUCAGCCAAACGGUAACCAUGUUCAAAGUCGGCGACGAUUUCCAGAAGAUCCAGGCCUCGCGGCCGGAGUUCAAGCGUGACACCGAAGUUACCUUCACCCAGCCCCCGAAUCCCGAAUGGAAGACAGCAGACGGUGCCAACGAUGGCGGAGAGAGCCUUAAGAAGAACCACGUGGAGAUUGACCCCCAUGAAGAGGGGCGGCCGGUAGCGUCCAACUACAAGCUCCUUAUCUCAGGAAUCGUCCCCAGACCGAUCGCCCUUAUCAGUACCAAGUCCAAAGAUGGAGAGACGACUAACCUGGCGCCGUUCAGUUAUGCCCAGGUUAUUAACCAUGAUCCGCCGCUUUUCAUUGUGGGAUUCGUGGGGUCGUUGGACAAGGCGAAGGAUACGCUUAAAAACUUGGCUGAGACAGAUGAGUGUGUGAUCAACAUUAUCUCCGAGCACUUUGUUGAGGCGGCCAACGCGACGGCUAUUAACGCCCCGUAUGGUGUGUCUGAGUGGGAGACUUCUGGUCUGCAUCAGGCGCCGUGCAGUGUCGUCAAGGCCGCCCGUGUGAAGGAGUCGAUCUUGUCUAUUGAGGCUAAGCUGGUUAGAACCGAGGAGUUCGAGAGCCGCACCACGCCUGGUAAGAAGACGGGUGUGCUGGCUGUUGUUGAGGGUGUCCGAUUCUGGGCGCGGGAGGAUGCUAUCAAUGAGAAGAAGAGCAUUGUCGACUUGAAGGUCUUGAAGCCGAUCAGCCGUCUGGGUGGUAUUUCUUACGGGCGGACUUCGGAAGCCAUGGAACUCCCCCGCCCCAAUUUUUAGAUUUUAAGCGAUAGAUCUUCUCGUCCAGAGUUUCGUGAAUGUAUAGAUACGCUUUGUGCCAUUACUGUGCCCUAUCGGCUAAAUCGUACAUAAAUCGGCUGGUUGACCGCUUAAAAAGGAUUCUUGUGACCAGAAACAUCGGAG